CGGAAGAAAGAACAGGAUCAUGUGCUGUGUAGGUAGCAGCAGCGGCAAUCUGUUUUUUCCAAACUGUGUAGCACCUUUUCAAAAAGAAAAUUUGUCGAGUUUGUUUUACUCAAAAGUGGGCGGUUAAAAAUAAUAUGAUGGGCAUGAAAAAGCAAAAAGAUGAAGCGGCUAAAAACGUUUCCUCUUCCUUCAGCUGACAUAACAAAUCUGUAACCGUUCGCAUCCAUAUUCACAAAACCCUAAUUGCUGUGUGGACUUGAGACAGUUGCAGAGAAAGUGCCAAGUAACUGUAGCAGUAGUGUUCAUAGCGUGAGCUUCUUUGGAAGUGGAGGUAGAAGAAAAAGAAGAAGAAGAUGAAGGGAUUGUUCAAGUCCAAGCCGCGCACACCCGUCGACGUCGUGCGGCAGACGCGGGAGCUUCUUCUCUUCGUCGAUCAAAGCUCCGCCGACACGCGCGAAAGCAAGCGCGAAGAGAAGAUGUCCGAGCUGUAUAAAAAUAUCAGGGAGCUAAAGUCGAUCCUGUAUGGAAAUAGCGAAUCUGAGCCAGUCUCAGAGGCCUGUGCACAGUUGACCCAGGAGUUCUUCAGGGAGAACACGUUGCGACUCCUCAUUAAAUGCCUUCCCAAAUUGAAUUUGGAGUCUAGAAAGGAUGUCACUCAAGUUGUUGCAAAUUUACAAAGGCAACAAGUUCAUUCUAAGUUGAUUGCAUCUGAUUACCUAGAGACAAAUAUGGAUCUUAUGGAUAUUUUGAUUCUUGGGUAUGAAAACUCAGACAUGGCUUUACACUAUGGUGCAAUGCUGAGAGAGUGCAUAAGACACCAGAUUGUUGCAAAAUAUGUUCUGAACUCUCCUCACAUGAAGAAGUUUUUUGACUACAUUCAACUCCCAAAUUUCGACAUUGCUGCAGAUGCUGCAGCAACUUUUAAGGAACUCUUGACAAGACAUAAAUCUACUGUAGCAGAAUUCCUUUCUAAAAAUUAUGAAUGGUUUUUUGCAGAAUAUAAUUCUAAGCUGUUGGAAUCUUCCAAUUACAUUACAAGGCGCCAAGCUGUCAAGUUGUUGGGAGAUAUGUUACUUGAUCGUUCAAAUUCAGUGGUGAUGACACGAUACGUGAGCUCAAGAGACAACUUGAGGAUUUUGAUGAAUCUUCUAAGAGAGACAAGCAAGAGCAUACAGAUAGAAGCAUUUCAUGUUUUCAAGCUAUUUGCUGCUAACCAAAACAAACCAGCUGAUAUCAUCAGCAUACUUGUCGCAAACAAAAGCAAAAUUCUGAGACUAUUGGAGGACUUCAAACUUGAAAAAGAGGAUGAACAGUUCGAGGCUGACAAAGCUCAGGUUAUGAGGGAAAUUGCUGCUCUAGAACUGAAGGAACAGCGCGCGUGAGACAAGUGGCAAUUGUGUGUUGUAAUAGUUGUGUUAGUCUUCACUUCUUCAAGAUGAGAAUAUCAUUUAGUAACUACAGCUUUUUCGAUGCUUCCGUUAUGUAAUUUUACCACGUUCCUUGUAUCAUAGUAAACAAAUAAAUUGCCGAAGUGUUAGCUGCAUAUGGUUUAUGUUUUUUUCCAAUGUAUUAUUAUUAAUUAGCAAACAACUCAUCCUAGCUACCCUGUAAAUGGUAAACUGUACCAGGUCAUGCAAUAUGACCUUUCUCAAA
Molecule: messenger RNA, 1653 nt
Organism: Arachis stenosperma
Lineage: Eukaryota; Viridiplantae; Streptophyta; Magnoliopsida; Fabales; Fabaceae
Product: putative MO25-like protein At5g47540
Exons: 12
Coding region: 354-1382 (342 amino acids)
Biological process (GO): intracellular signal transduction
Molecular function (GO): protein serine/threonine kinase activator activity
Source: RefSeq, a predicted model, not a curated record